Messenger RNA from Prunus armeniaca (apricot), 321 nucleotides. The record is from the annotation of a GenBank genome assembly. NCBI's taxonomy places the organism in Eukaryota, Viridiplantae, Streptophyta, Magnoliopsida, Rosales, Rosaceae.
AUGGCCAGGACCUCGAUAGCCUUCUCCUUCCAGAACCUCGGGGGUCACUCUUCACGCCUUCCAGGAAAACGUUCACCAAGGGAACCUCCUGCCGAUGCAUGGCAAGAUUCACCUCCUUCUUCUGUUGACGCAGCACGGAGAAGUCCACCUUCUCCACCCCCUCAACAAAAGUAUCCUCUAUACCAAAGGGAAGCUUCGGCGGCGCCUGCAGGUCAAAGGGAGGAAGCCUCGGCUCUGUCCUCAUCACACUCCGGUGAGCUUCCAAUUGCGCCUUCUUCUUCCCUAGCACGUCGGCAACCAGUCCUUCAUCAUCAUCUCUAG